This is a messenger RNA of Drosophila montana, 2805 nucleotides long. It is a transcript of the gene mirr, whose product is annotated as mirror. Gene Ontology annotation, cellular component: nucleus. Gene Ontology annotation, molecular function: DNA-binding transcription factor activity, RNA polymerase II-specific; RNA polymerase II cis-regulatory region sequence-specific DNA binding. The coding region runs from base 55 to 2142 and encodes 695 amino acids. Gene Ontology annotation, biological process: neuron differentiation; cell development; regulation of transcription by RNA polymerase II. NCBI's taxonomy places the organism in Eukaryota, Metazoa, Arthropoda, Insecta, Diptera, Drosophilidae. The record is from RefSeq and is a predicted model, not a curated record. The transcript has 5 exons.
GUAUAUAGAAGGCUGCGCCCUCUACUAAUAAAUGACAAUAAGCUAAUCCUUCGUAUGAAUAUAAGUUUUCGGAAUGCCGUUUCAACUCGCCUUGCUGCCUCAUCGCCUACCACGCCCACUUCGAACGCCGCACAGACGCCGCACUCACAGCCAACAUCAUCGACGUUGCCACCUUUGCCAACGCUAGCGAAUCCAACAACCGGCUCCGGCAGCGGCACCAGCACCGGCUCCGGCCACGGCAUUGGUGCCGGCCCGGGACCGACGCUUACCGCAGCCGUAGCUGCUGCUGCCGCCGGCUUGCCACCGGGUGUGCCCCUGCCAUUGACUGGGCCAGGCUCUGGAAUGGUAACAUCAACAGUGCCGCCGGGUGCUCGCUCCGGCUCACCGUGCUCCGCCGCUGUCACGCCAUACGGCGCGGGAUCGGCCGGCAGCAGCGCUGGCGCCGGACCAUCAACAAUGCCGUCUGUGGGCGUUGGACCGCCGCCGGGCGUGCCGCAGGCGCCAGGGUCUGGCAACCCGAAUCCGAAUCGCUGCUGUGACAACGGGCGCACCAUCUACACGGAUCCCGUUAGCGGCCAGACCAUUUGCUCCUGCCAAUACGAUAUGCUGAACUAUCAGCGUUUAGCUGCGGCCGGCGGACUCGUCGCCGGACCCGGCGGCGUACCGCUCGGCGUGUAUCCAGAGGGCAUGUCUGCCUACCUGUCGGGCAUCGCCGCCGAUCAGCCUCCAUUCUACGCUAAUCCGGCCGGCAUUGAUUUAAAGGAGAACCUGGUGGCCGGAGGUGCACCGUGGCCGUAUCCAUCAAUGUAUCAUCCGUAUGACGCAGCCUUUGCCGGUUACCCCUUCAAUAGCUAUGGCAUGGACUUGAAUGGUGCCCGGCGCAAGAACGCAACGCGCGAGACGACAUCAACGCUCAAGGCCUGGCUGAACGAGCACAAAAAGAAUCCUUAUCCCACGAAGGGCGAGAAAAUAAUGCUGGCGAUUAUCACAAAAAUGACGCUCACCCAGGUAUCCACCUGGUUUGCAAAUGCGAGAAGAAGACUGAAAAAGGAGAACAAAAUGACCUGGGAGCCAAGGAACCGAGUCGACGACGAUGAUGCUAACAUUGACGACGACGAUGAUAACGAUAAGAAUACGGAGGAGAACGAUUUGCUAGAUGCAAAGGACUCUGGACUGGGCUCAAAUGAUGAUAAGGACCGUAUUGGGCGACUGGGCGAUAUGAUGGCCGACCGACCCGGCGAGAGCAAUAACAGCGAAUGGUCUGAGUCGCGGCCCGGUUCGCCAAACGGCUCGCCAGAUCUUUACGACCGACCUGGCACCCAUCCGCUGUUCCAUCCCGCCGCCCUGCAUCAUCACUUCCGGCCACCGACUGGCUCGCCACCGGACAUCGCCGCCUACCACCACCAUCAGCAGCAGCUACUGCAGCAGCAUCAGCAGGCGCAGCAGAAUUCACUGCAAACCGCGGUCGGCGGCACUGGGGCCAGCCUGGCCGUGAAGCCGCGCAUCUGGUCGCUGGCCGACAUGGCCAAGGACGGCAAGGAGUCGAGCUCUGGCAACAAGGAUAACUCGCCUGCUGGCGAGCUGCCACCGUCUCAGCCGGCCUUCUAUGGCCAUGCGGGUCACAACCAGCAUCCGUCUCCGGGCAAGAUACUCUCGCCGCUGGCCGCUCGCAUACCCAACUAUGCGCCAUAUGUGCGGCCGGAUUUGUAUCGCGGCUUCUAUGGACCGGCUGCAGCUGCUGCCGCCCAUUUGAGUGCACCCACGCAGGAGUUUCUGGAGCAUCAGCGGCAUUUUGGUGCCAGCCUAGCGGCUCACAAUGGACUCGGCAUGAAUCCGUUGCUGUGGAAGGCGGCAGUGUCCGGUGCAGCAGGUGGCCAGCACUUUGCGCCGCUCAGCCUGACAACCAGCAGCAAUGCGGGACCAGCACAGGUGGCACCGCCGCCGGGUGCAUCGCCGUCAGCCUCCAGCUCGUCGUCGUCAAUGGGAUGUGAUGUGGUGCAUAUACCCACCAGUGGAUCGCAUUCCACAGUACAGCAUAUGAUCGGGCCCAUAUCCAGCAAUUCGACCUCUUCAUCGUCCUCCUCCAAUUCCGGGAAGAUCUCGCCUGGUGUAAAUGUCGUCAGCCUAAGCGGCAAGCCAUGACACCCAUCGCACUCGCACUCGCACUCGCAGUCAGCCUCAGCGUCCGCGUCGGCGUCGGCGUCCCCUGAUCCGUACGCAUUGCCGCCGGUGGUUGCCAAUGGAUCAGCCGCAUCUCCGAUCUCGGCAUUCCGGUCCCUGUCGCUGAUCGCCAUACGGGAGCAUCACCUGCAGCAGCAAGCACCAAAGCUGGCGCUGUUACGGCCGUAGCCAGGCACAGAGUACGGGUCAGGUCAGCGAGCAGGGCGCCCGGCUAUCGAGCUAGUUUAGAUCAGUUCCUGUAGCAGAUCGGGCAACUUUCGGACAAUAAUUUACAUGUGAUUAUUCGGUAUUUUGAUUAAACGCCGCUUACACCAAAUAGCAAGAAUCAUCCCGCUGGUUCAGCAGCGGUUCCAUUGACACAACAGCCGCAUCAACUGUCAAGGACUUUGUGCAAUUUGUGGGAAUGCAAAUCCUAAAUCUAAUUGAAAAUACAUUAAUUUUAAAAUACAUACAACUUACGCAAUCAGAGCUUAUAGGAAGUAAAUUUGUAAGAGUUAGUGAAAAACUACCCCAAUGACAACUAGCAGCACACAAGAAACAAACACACACACAUACAAAAAAAAAAAAAACGAAGCAGAUUAAUAUAUGUAUCUUGAGCACAGGAACCCAACCCAAACCCAAAUA